GAAUUUGUGUUGGAUCCCUUGGAACAGCGUCAUCUCGCCCAAGCGCGUCGGGGAGGAGAAUGCCAGCGGCAUUCCCUGCCUGUGGUUCCCGGCGCCCAAGGCUGCCACGGUGAUCCUCUUCUUUCAUGCCAAUGCGGAGGACCUGGGAAUGUCCUUCGCGGUGCUCCGCCACAUCAGGGAUCAGUUCAAGGUGAACGUCCUGGCCGUGGAGUACCCCGGCUAUGGGCUGCUUCACCACAUGGAGCCGUCAGAGGAUGCCGUUUACGAGGUCGCGCUGACCGCCUUCCGUUUUCUGGUGGACGAGAUCGGAGUGAGAUACUCCCAGAUCAUCCUGUUUGGGAGAUCCCUUGGCAGCGGACCAGCGGUCUUCCUGGCUGCCCAAUACCCGGUGGGAGGCCUGAUUUUGGUUUCGGCUUUCUCCUCCAUCAAGGCCGCGGUACAGAGUAUCGUGGGGCGUGUGGUCGCGUGGACCUUUGCGGAGCGCUUCCCCAACGGUCGGAUCAUCGCGAACGUGUCCUGCUCCACACUCUUCAUCCACGGGGAGUCCGACAGCUUGAUCCCAGCGGAGCAUUCGCUGCGGCUUUUCAAGCGCUGCCGUGCACGCAAGCUUUUAGUCACGCCGCCGAAGAUGGAGCACAAUUCGAAUCUCUUCGGUGAUGCAUCGUUCCUGGCAGUGCCAGCAAUCCACUUCUUCGGAUUCCCUGGCUACUACACAGCUUCCCCGCCUCGGUUGCAGGCACAUCUCUUUGAAGAUCCCGCCAAGAGAGCGCGGCUACUCAAAGAGAAGAACAAGCAGGAGCCCCUUUCCUCGCUCACAAAGCCUUCCUGGCUUUGUGACUGCUUGGCCAAGGGGGAUGCUCAACACCUGGAUGUGACCUUCUGCAGACAGGAAAAUUCUGUCGAGGAUAUCACCAUCCGCUUUCACGAGGCCUCCGCUCCGGGGGAUCCGAGUCAGAUCAAAGGAGACCUCGGGGACCUCCAGCCCUCGGAUGAGCCGCCGGCGAGCGAGAAGGCGCCGCUGAAGCCGCAAAGUCAUCCUGACAGUGCUGCAGACAAGGAGAACGACAAGGACGCCGCGCUCUUCCAACAGGAGCGACAGGAGAGGGAGGAGCGUGACGGCCUCGCUGAGUUGAAGGUGGCCGAGGACAUCCCCCUGGGCCCCGAGCCGCGCUCGCCGGCGCCGGAGGACGGGAGCAACGUCGUGAUGUCCUAUGCCACGUGA
Symbiodinium necroappetens is the source of this 1222-nucleotide messenger RNA. Lineage: Eukaryota; Dinophyceae; Suessiales; Symbiodiniaceae. The record is from the annotation of a GenBank genome assembly.